GGAGAUGGAUAUGGCCGGCAGGCUUAAUAUGAGGAUGAGGAGGAGGACGCAGGGAGUGAGUUAAAUAGAGAAAGAAAGAUCAGACAGCUGCAAAAUAUAUAAUUUUGUCAUUUUCCAGCUCUACUUCGUCUAUGGCUGGCUGGCUGGCUAGGUGAGUCCGGAUUUGAAGCAGGCGACUGAGCUAGAUUCUAGGAGUGCCUUGAUGUCCGCCCAACCCGGUGCUCCCUUUUUAGUCUUCUCCUCCAGUUGACGGUUUUUGCCUGUACAAUUCCCAACAACGAAAACACCAUACCCAUUCACUGUGCUCUGGUUGAAACUUAGAAAGACAUCCAGCCAGAGAUAGAGGGGUAGAAUGGGAAGAUCCGCAUCAAAUUGCUUCAAGAUCCUCACUUGCGCCUCUGAUUCGGCUGACAGUGAUGGAUUUGAUGCUCCUGAGUCCAAGUGUUCAAGUGAUAAAAGAGGAUGGAGUUUCAGGAAGAGAUCUGAAAGGCACCGUGUUUUGAGCAACACAGUGAUAAUUGCAGAAACACAACCUGGUAAGAAAGACAGCCCAGAUGCAGCUCCCAUCAUCUCUCAAACACAACCUGACUCUGUCAUUCCAGACAAGACAACCUCCACUGAUCAACAACUUAGCUCCAACCUUCCAGACAAGACCUAUUUAACCGAACCACUGCCUGUUGCUGCAGAGAAGGUCUAUGUUAAAGAACCUGUUCAGUGUACUGAUGAGGAGCCACAGCCUCCAAUUUCUGUGGAGAAAAAAUCAGUGGAGAGUGCUUCUAGUGAAAUGGAUGAUCAUAACGAUGAGCUAGCCCCAAAGGAAUCAGAUGUUAUUGCUAUACAGGCUGCUGUCAGAGGGUUUCUGGCUCAAAACUCACUAAUGAAGCACAAGAAUGCAGUCAAACUGCAAGCUGCUCUACGUGGACAUGUGGUUAGGAGGCAAGCUGUGGGAACUCUGCGGUGUGUUCAAGCUAUCGUUAAAAUGCAAGCUCUCGUUAGAGCUCGCCGUGACCAUAAAUCUUCAAAUUUGGGAAUGGAACAGUCCAGCAAAAAGGUCCGAAGCUCUAACGGUUCCAUGGAAAAAAUACUAAGCAAUAGCUUUGCUCGUCAGCUUCUGGAAUCAUCGUCUCCAACAGCCAAAACUAUAAAUAUCAAGUGUGAUCCUUCAAAAUCUGACUCAGCAUGGCUAUGGUUAGAGAGAUGGAUGACUGUUCCAACAAGGAUGUCCCCAAUUGCAGAAACACCUGCUGAGCAGCUGGAAGAAAAGAAAGUGGUUGAACACUUGACUCUUACUGAAACUCCAUCUGCAACUAAUAAUGGAUCUAGUAGAAAGGAAUCGGUAGUACCACCAGAAAGAUCUAUCAGUGAUGAUGCAGACAGUUUAUCUGUUCAAGAAACUCAUUACAAGCUGGAAGAUACUCAGACCCAGGGUCUCAUUUGUGAGUUGGGUUCUUUCCCUUGCCCAUCAAGUUCAAAGGAUAAUACUACUACUCAUUCGACAGGAGGAAACUAUUCUUACCCGGAUAAGACUGAAACUGAGAAACUGGAUGGGGAUAACUUCUCUUUUGGAUCUAGAAAUGCAAGUGGUAAUCUCACAUUCAUUGCUGGCCAGUCAAAAUCUGAAGAACUGAGUUUGUCAGUUGGUUCAGCAGUGAACACGACCAGUUUGACCAAUCAAGAAACUGGAACAGAGUAUUUCACUGAUGCAAUUUCAUCUCCCCCGAAUAAUGUAACCGAGCAUUUCAUCAAGAAUUCCAGUUUGCACACAUCUGUACUUUUAGUUGCAGGAUCUGAAUGCAGCACAGAACUUUCCAUAUCUUCCACACUUGAUUCACCAGAUAGGUAUGAGAUUAAAGUUCAAGAGUAUGAGCAGGAAACAAAGACUCCUUCCAUGGAUACUGCUGUAGUGCAUCAGCAUAUGAGGAAUGAAGAUCUGGAUAUUGACACGCGUGAGCAGACAAUUUCACAAAAUGAACUUCCAAAUGAUGAGCAGAAGCCAGAGAUGCAUGUGGUUGCUGAGCAGAUGGAGGUUGGAUCUCCAAGAAGCCAUGUAACUUUUCCUGAAUCCCAAGGCACACCACCUUCUAGUAAAAAGGCAUCUUCAGUAAAACCAAAAGCCAGAAGAAGUGAAAAAAGUGGAUCAAACAGCAAAAAUCCUAACCAAGACGCAUCAGCAGCAAAGUCUAGUGCUGACAAUAAUAAGGAUCAUAAAAGCGGGAAACGAAGAAAAUCAUUUGGAUCUGCAAAAAGUGAACAGCAAGUGGAUCAGCAGGAGCAUAGAGAUAGCAAUGCCAGUGGUUCUCUCCCAAGUUACAUGCAAGCUACAGAGUCAGCAAAAGCCAAGGCCAUCUUAAACAACUCGCCAAGAUCAAGUCCAGAUGCUCAUAACAAGGAAACGUACCAAGUUAAAAAGCGGCAUUCUCUGCCUGGUUCAAAUGGAAGGCAGCGAUCACCUCGUAUUGAACGGUCUUUGUCCCAGGCGCAGCAGAAUUCCAAAGGAAACGAAAUUACUUCCCCCCAUGAGAGGAGGUGGCAGAGGUGAAAUCCUAACAAAAGCAAACUACUGGUAGCAGUAGUUGUCUAUGUUUGAGUCAAUGGAUCAAGUACUUCAGACAACCACCACCAUCUCUCCUCAUGAGAGGGAGAUUGAUGUAGAAAGAGAUGUGUUAAUUUUUUCAUGUAAAUUACCACUUUGCCCAUACUUUUGUUUUUCUCUUGUGUUGGAUUUCAUUUGUGGGAGGAUGUUUGUUGUCCUGAGUGAGAGAGGGAGAGUUAUCAGUGUUUUCUUCAGUUAUACAUCGUGUAAUACCAUAUCAAUGUCUUCUUGCACGUUUGUUUUGUGUGCUGGUUUUGCUUGAUUCAAACUGCAGAGAAAUACAAAGGGUAUUCUUUCUUUAUUCUAGCUAGUUCAGUUUGGAGCUUUGAUUGAUGAAGGGCAAGAUUACACGUCGAAUUGAAAACACUUGUUAUUUUAUGAGGAUUUAUUUAUGCACACCAUUGUACUAGGUACUAGGUACAACGUUAAUUGAUAUGAAACGUGAGGGGCAGCCACCGAUUAUCGAUCUUCACGGCGGAUUGCAUUGGGAUCAGUGACCAUGUCCAUCAUCAUCUUCUCGGGGGAGUCUUCCCAACUUCCAAAUGUUUUCAAGUCAACCUGCCAUGGAAACAUAAUUGUAUACAGUCUUUUCAUGAAUGCAUUUUCCUUUUCUCAGUUAGCCUUACAAGGAUUAUA
Cuscuta campestris is the source of this 3229-nucleotide messenger RNA. NCBI's taxonomy places the organism in Eukaryota, Viridiplantae, Streptophyta, Magnoliopsida, Solanales, Convolvulaceae. The record is from the annotation of a GenBank genome assembly.